Molecule: messenger RNA, 393 nt
Organism: Closterium sp. Naga37s-1
Lineage: Eukaryota; Viridiplantae; Streptophyta; Zygnematophyceae; Desmidiales; Closteriaceae
Source: the annotation of a GenBank genome assembly
AUGCUGGUGGUUCUCACGGGGCGCGAGGCUGUGCUCGUUGUGGAGGGCGACCACGUCAAUAUCAAGAGAUGGGUAGCCCCACUGGUGAUCUCUGGAGCAGUGGCAGAAUUCAAGGACCCUCGUUUAGAAGCACCGGAUGAAUUGGUGCUGUGCUUGGCUCGCCUUGCCCUCUCCUGCACUGCCCUGCCUGGGGCCUCCCGCCCAUCCAUGCUCCAAGUGCUGGCUGAGCUGGUGAGGAUAAAGCAGGAGAUGUUCGGGGCGCAGGUGAGCGCAGAGGUUUCUGGCAUCGACACGGAAAUUGGAGGCUCUGAUGGCCCCUUUGACUUCAGUGCUGAAAUGGCCCGCGCGAUGCGAGAGGCUGUUAGUCACGGCUCCUCAACUAGCAUGCCAUAG